Cajanus cajan (pigeon pea) is the source of this 2192-nucleotide messenger RNA. Its product is annotated as growth-regulating factor 1. NCBI's taxonomy places the organism in Eukaryota, Viridiplantae, Streptophyta, Magnoliopsida, Fabales, Fabaceae. Gene Ontology annotation, molecular function: ATP binding. Gene Ontology annotation, cellular component: nucleus. Gene Ontology annotation, biological process: developmental process; DNA-templated transcription; regulation of DNA-templated transcription. The record is from RefSeq and is a predicted model, not a curated record.
UGAUAUAGCCAAGCCACUAUUGCUCGGCAGCUUACACUUCACAUAAUCGGACGGCACUAUUUUCCAUGAGUGAUGUGGAGACAGCAAAACCAAAGAUGCAUGGACUAACAUGCAUUUGAAUUUAAUUUUUCUUCUUUCCUUUGUACAUUUGUUUAUGGAUUUCUGUAAAGAUGUCAGAGACAAGGGCAGCAACAAAGGCAGCUGCAGAGAAAAAAACAGAAGCAACAGAGGUGCAGUCAUUAUAAGAGCAGACUCACUCACUCACCCAUCCAGCACAUUAGAGAAAUAGAGAGAGGUGGCAGAAAGCCAGAAGCAUCAUCAGACUAUCACAGCCAUUAGUAUUAUCCAUGCACAGGAGAAGAAUCUGUUACCCUUUAACCAAAAAAUCACCCUCCAAACUCCAAAUUACUAUAGCCCCAUCUAGAGAAAAAUUAAACUCUCUUUAGUCUUUUACUUCAAACUUUGAAAAUCUUAUUAUAUCUUGUUGCUCUUCAACGCUAUUUAGAGCAACACACACGCUUCCUUCUAUUUGUCUCAGAAUGAUGAGUGCUAGUGCAAGUGCAAGAAACAGGUCCCCUUUCACACCAACUCAGUGGCAAGAACUUGAACAACAGGCUCUUGUUUUUAAAUACAUGGUCACAGGAACACCUAUCCCACCAGAUCUCGUCUACUCUAUUAAAAGAAGUCUAGACUCUUCAAUUUCUUCAAGGCUCUUCCCACACCAUCCAAUUGGGUGGGGAUGUUUUGAAAUGGGAUUUGGCAGAAAAGUAGACCCAGAGCCAGGAAGGUGCAGAAGAACAGAUGGCAAGAAAUGGAGAUGCUCAAAGGAAGCAUAUCCAGACUCCAAGUACUGUGAAAGACACAUGCACAGAGGCAGAAACCGUUCAAGAAAGCCUGUGGAAGUUUCUUCAGCAACAAGCACCGCCACAAACACCUCCCAAACAAUCCCUUCCUAUAGCAGAAACCUUUCCUUGAACAACAACAACAGCAACCCCAACAUAACUUCACCCUCAUCUUUCCCUUUCUCUCCUUUGCCCUCUUCUAUAUCCUGCGAGUCUCAACCCUUUCCCCAAUCUUACCAAAACUCUUCUCUCAACCCCUUCUUCUACUCCCAAUCAAACUCCUCCAGACCCCCAGAUACUGAUUUUCCACCUCAAGAUGCCACCACCCACCAGCUUUUCAUGGACUCUGGCUCUUAUUCUCAUGAUGAAAAGGAUUAUAGCAGGCAUGUUCAUGGAACAAGGGAGGAUGUGGAUGAGAGAGCUUUCUUCCCAGAAGCUUCGGGAUCAGCUAGGAGCUAUACUGACUCAUAUCAGCAACUAUCAAUGAGCUCCUACAAGUCCUAUACAAACACCAACUUUCAGAACAUGAAUGACAACACCCCAAGACAGCAAGAGCAACAACACUGUUUUGUUCUGGGAACUGACUUCAAAUCAACAAGACCAAGCAAAGAGAAAGAAGCUGAGACAAGUCAGAGACCCCUCCACCGUUUCUUUGGGGAGUGGCCACCAAAGAACACAACAGAUUCCUGGCUAGAUCUUGCUUCCAACUCCAGAAUCCCAACAGAUGAAUGAUGUUUUUUCUAUUGUUAUUAUGAGCUGGUGGAUACGGCCAAGAGAGACUUGUUGAUAAAGAUCAGUGUGUUUGUGGCUGGGGUGAUUUUCUUUUGCAAAAGUUGUGAUGUUAUUGUGUUAUGUGGGGGACCACAGUAGGAUUUGUGUCUUUGCUUUGCUAGAUUUUUUAUAUAUGCUUCUUUCUUCCCCUUGAAGAAAAGUUUAAAGAAAAAAAAAACAAAAAACAUGUCUCAGAUUUGCACACUAUGUUGUUUGACUGGAAAGCAUAUUAAGUUGCUCUGCAGUCUGCUUUAUAAUGGGUGGUAGCAAGGACAAUUCAAAUAAGCUCUGAUGUUUGUGUUUCUUCUGAACCUUGUUAUGUGCAUGGACCCAGCAGGGAACAUGUGCAAUGAAUAUUUGCAUAUAUCACCACCACCAUUAGGAUUAGUAGGGAGGGACACUUUCCAACAACAACAACAAAGAAAAUCUCUAACUCAUGGAAUGGACCAGGGUCUAGGCCUCUAGGGCAUAGAUGUAGACGCUGCAGAUUUACCUCAGGUUUCAAACUUUUCAUCAAUAGAUUAUUGAAUGUUAAGAUUAUCAUUUGUUUCAUUGCCUUGAGCAAUCAACAUGGUUUAA